AUGACGACUCAAUUAGCACAGAGUUUCCUCCCAAGCACGGAUGACAAUUUAGGUGAUGGUGAAAUGUCCAACCCGGCUAGUUAUGGCCCUUCCCACGCGGCAAUGCUCGAUAGCAUCUAUUCAAUAGGAAAAGGCGAGAAUGCCAUCCAACGUUGUUCUCAGCUUGUUGAAGAAAAUGCCUGCUUUGAAUUAAUCGAAAUUCAGCGACAAGUCGUCGCGCCAAGUUCUGAGUUGUUACUCUGGUUUGACGAGUCGGAUUUGGGAGUUGAACGCAUAGAGGCGCAUCCCUCAAGUGCACUAGCCAAAAGCGGUUUAGCUCCCGAUACCUCGCCAGCUCGGCUUUGGUGGUUUUCUUUCCCCCAGGCGGACGAGGGGCGAGCAGCGACGAGAACCCGCACGUCAACGGACGAGAAACUGUUCUUUGAGAUCGCCGAAUAA
Coccidioides immitis RS is the source of this 438-nucleotide messenger RNA. RefSeq lists its product as uncharacterized. Lineage: Eukaryota; Fungi; Ascomycota; Eurotiomycetes; Onygenales; Onygenaceae. The coding region runs from base 1 to 438 and encodes 145 amino acids. The transcript has a single exon. The record is from RefSeq and is a predicted model, not a curated record.